CUGUGAUUUUAGAAAUACUAUUAGAAACAUUUGUUAUAAUACAGGAGAAUGAGAGACUCGAGAUUAAUCUCAUUACAUGUUACUCUGCUGCAAUGCUGUUUUGCAUUAAUAUCUGGAGCUCCACUAGAAUUGCCUUAGGAGUGCACGAGCUCUAAAGUGGACAUGAAUGCAGCACUAAUUCAUGACAAAUUAUUUAUCAAAGGAUUAUGGGAGAAAAGGAUCACAAAUCACUCCCAGAUGACAGAGAAUGAGGAAUUAAGAAUGAAGAACAGUGCUCUGUCAAAGCUCCGUGAUGAAUGGCUAAUAAGACUUGAGAAUCGAACAAAACAUAUCAAGAACUUCAAUGACAGACAUGCCAUUAUGCCAACAGAAGACCAGCACACUGAUCAGGAAUAAUUUAAGACGAGCUUCCCCAUACACAUCAUUUGGAAUGUUUUGCUAUGGAGAAGAUCAAAUAAUACAAAAUAAAAAGAAAUAUAUUAACACAUGAAAUGUUAAGUUUAUAUUCAUUUAAUAUUUAUUGAUGUCUGUAUACAUAAGUAAUUGUCUAUUCAUUUAUUUUUAUUCAUGCAUUCUAUUUCACAUUGUUUAUUCAUUUCUUUACUUUUUGUGCAAACAAGGGUCUGUUAAUCAAA
This is a messenger RNA of Hemibagrus wyckioides, 635 nucleotides long. RefSeq names its product protein FAM240C. The record is from RefSeq and is a predicted model, not a curated record. The transcript is spliced from 3 exons. NCBI's taxonomy places the organism in Eukaryota, Metazoa, Chordata, Actinopteri, Siluriformes, Bagridae. The coding region runs from base 163 to 396 and encodes 77 amino acids.